AAAAAAGUAAAAAGCAAAAUCUUCCCCAUCUAUGUUUCUUCUCUCGUUCUUCUUCUCCUACUGUUUCUUCUUCCUCCUCUUCGUUGCUUCAUACUCUCUGUUUGCAUCGCCACCGCACCAAACCCUCACAACUCAACCCACCAACACCAACACAUUUCUUCAUCACUUCGUUUUAUAUCACUAUAUCAAACAUAUUAACAUUUAUUUAUACAUAUAUUAUAUAUUUUAUAUAUACAUAUACCCCAAUGCCUGCUCAGAAGCGGUCUUCACCCGACAAUUUCACCUGCAAAGACGAGGAAGAACAAGAAGAACAGACAGGUUUUCCACCCGUUAAUCAAAAUGGUCAUAAUCAUAAGCAAUCUCGGCUUGACCCAUCUUAUUUUUACGAACCAAACCAAACCAACCAUGAAGAACAAGAGCACCAAAAUGAAGAAGCUACCCAGAAACCAGAAGCUGAUCAAGAACACAAAGAUGAUUCUGAGGAGAGUGAAUCUUCUAGCUCUGAAGAAGAGGAAGAUGAUGAUGAAAAACCCGAGUUUGUCUUUGUGGAACUGCCAGAAAUUCGUAAAGACGUGCAGUGCCCAAUUUGUCUUGGAAUCAUAAAGAAAACACGGACUGUAAUGGAAUGUUUGCACCGCUUUUGCAGGGAAUGCAUUGACAAGUCAAUGCGACUUGGGAAUAAUGAGUGCCCUGCUUGCCGGACACACUGUGCAAGUCGGCGCUCUUUGAGAGAUGAUCCAAAUUACGAUGCUUUAAUCGCUACUUUGUAUCCAGACAUAGACAAGUAUGAGGCGGAGGAAUUGGCUUUUCAUGAAGAGGAAAGGACGCGGAAUAAGCAGAUCCAAGCUUCCAUUGCCCAAAUAUUUCAACGACAGUCUGAAGCACUGGCUAAGAAACGUGCGAUAGGUAAAGAAACAACUGGUUCAUUUAUGCCAAGAUCACUGCGCAAUCCUCGGACAGUUCCUUCAAGGAGGAGACGAAACAGCCGAGGCGCUGAUUAUUUAAUGUCUGAAGACAUGGAUGAAGAAAAUGAUGAUAAUGGAGGCAAGGAUUCAUCUUCUACUGAUGAGCGCUCCACAGAAGUGAGGCACCGCAGGCAGAAGAGACGUACGGGUAUUCGACCCUCUCAACCUUCUUCGUCAGCUUCAAACCCUGAAGGUGGAUUCAAUGAAAAUGAAUUAGAAGCAGGAAGAGAGAACAGAGGAAUAUCUCCAGGCCUUGUUUGGAGUACAGAAAUGCUUGCUUGGGGCAGGGGUGGUGCUCGAAGUAAUACACGGCAUGGUAAUGCUAGUAGUUGCAACAAUAAGAAUACCCGAAGCACUCGCUUAUCCCGGCUGGUAGACUAUCUCAGGGGAUUAGAUGAAAAAAAUGAUGAGUUAGACGUUCAUCUCGUCCUUGUUUCUUUGGAGAAACAAAAUGCUCCGAGUAUGGAGCAUCCUUAUCUUUGUUGUCGCCCCAGUUUGUCCGUCAAACAUCUAUGUGAAUAUGUUGCUCAUCGAACAACUUUGCAAGCUGAAGAUGUUCAAAUUUUAUUAGUUAAGGGGGCGCAUAAGGUUGACGACAAACUAUCUACGCUACAUCCUCCCAUUUCAAUGGAGGAGCUUCAAAUUUUGAAAGGGCAAGAAACUUUGGCAGGUCUUAAAUCCAACUGCAACCCCAUCAAAGAUCAUCUGAUUCUAGCAUAUCGGCAGAAGGAGGCCUAGUAGAUUAAUUUUAAGAGAAGGGGAAGGUAAAAAAAGCAUAGAGUUUUUAUGUAUAUACAGAUGAAGAGAAAGAUCGACGGCGACUUCCAUUUAGUGCUCCACAUCAGUAUCAUAUUUUACCAUUUUUAUACAUAGUAUUUUUACUUUUUAUUGAUAGAGAUUUUAUGGGUGUGAUUAAUGUGUUUUAUACCAGUUUUCAGAGGAUUUAUGGAACUUUUUUUUUUCAUACUGCAAACUUGGCUAAUUGUCUGAAUAGGUGAAUCGUAUAAUUCCAUUGGUUUUUUUGCAUUUUUAA
Messenger RNA from Mercurialis annua (annual mercury), 1998 nucleotides. Its product is annotated as putative E3 ubiquitin-protein ligase RING1a. The transcript has 10 exons. The coding region runs from base 246 to 1703 and encodes 485 amino acids. The record is from RefSeq and is a predicted model, not a curated record. Lineage: Eukaryota; Viridiplantae; Streptophyta; Magnoliopsida; Malpighiales; Euphorbiaceae.